CAUGCUCAGAUCACUCUACAGCCCUGAGAGCUUGCUGUCAUGGCGGCCGCCACGCGUGUGCUCCGGAAAGGCAUCAGCCCGUCUUUAGUGGUGAUUCUAGGAGCCACGGGAACGGGCAAAUCUAAACUGGCUAUCGAGAUCGGGAAAAGGCUUAAUGGGGAAAUUAUAAGCGCCGAUUCCAUGCAGCAGGGGAGUGACACAGUGUCAGAAAAGGGUGGGACUUGUGAAUCAAGGGUGGAGCUUGAGAAACUGGGAGGUCCUGAGCUUCACAGACGGUUAAAGGAGGUGGAUCCUGACAUGGCAGCCAUAUUGCACCCUCAUGAUGCACGCAAGAUCGCAAGGAGUCUGCAGGUUUAUAUGGACACUGGAGUUCCACACAGUCGGCUUUUGGAGGAGCAGCGAGGACAGGAUGGAGGAGAUUGUCUUGGGGGUCCCUUGCGGUUCCAGGACCCUUGCAUCUUCUGGCUGCACUACGAAACGAAUGCUCUGGAUGAGAGGUUGGACAAGCGUGUGGAUCAAAUGUUGUCGCUUGGGCUGAUUGAUGAGCUUAAAGAUUUUCACCAACGCUUCAAUGACAAGAAGAUCAAAGAAAACAGUCAGGACUAUCAGCAUGGCAUAUUCCAGUCUAUUGGCUUUAAAGAGUUUCACGAGUACCUGACAGCAAGUGAGAACAUCAGUCAGGAAGAACGUGACAAACUGAAGAUUAAAGGGAUCGAGUCGCUCAAGCAGGCGACCCGCCGCUACGCCCGAAAACAGAACAAAUGGGUCCGCAACCGAUUCCUCAAGAGACCUGCUAGCAAUGUGCCACCAGUUUACGGUCUGGAUGUGACAGACGUGACCAAUUGGGAGACUACUGUACUUACUCCUGCUCUAGAGAUCCUGGACUGCCUUCAAAAGGGAGAACAACCAUCUGCACAGCCAAUCAGAGCAGAGGGGAUGGAUUCUCGCAACAAGCGGAGUCAUCAUAUGUGCGACCUGUGCGAGAAGGUGAUCAUUGGCGACUUAGAAUGGACGGCACACCAGAAGUCCAGAAACCAUCUUUAUCAAGUCCGCACGAAGAGAAAAGCCGAGCAGGCCUCAGAUCAGGACCCAAACCCUACCAAACAUCCAAAUGUCAGUGACGGGCAGGUACCUGUACUAUAGCGCUCCCCUCUUUGGAUCUAUUGGGGUCGAGCUCACAGAUGGACCAAAGAAAUGAAGUGCUCAAUGUAGCUGCAGUGAUACCUCAACUCUCCCUGUGGAGUAGCAGAACGCACUUCAGGGUCUGUGAUGUUUGGACACCCGGAUUUGACAUUUUUCCCAUCUGCCACAGACCAAGGGGUACGGCUGAUGUCUGGAUUUGGAUUCUUGUGCUGGACAGAUGUCUUCCCCGCUGCUGUUUUGUCUGAGCGGUGCACUUUAUAACCACAUCUAACCGCGUCUGAUGCUCUUUUAAACCACACUGUGGUGAGCUAUGCUAACCUCUUUGGCUGCUCUGACUGAAUUCUAAAUACAUCACUCCUGAUGUUGGAUUACUGGAUCACAUUUUUCCCUGCUGAUCAAGAAUGGAGGUUAUUUUUUCGUUAUUCAUUUGUUGCCAGAUUUUAUUUGGAAGCCUUAACUUUUGUAAUUGUCUGAUCAGUUUGGGUCAGAAUGUAACUAUGACUUCAAGCGGUGGACGUUCUUCCUCAGGAUUGCCAGUGCCUUUGCUUUUUCUGUGAUGACAUCCAACCAAAAACUAAAUUUAUACACCCUCAUGCCGUUCCAAAACCAUUAAUUCUUACAUGGAACAUGAAAGGAGACAUUUUAAAGAAUGUCCAUGCUGCUCUUUUCCAUACAUUGACUUAAUAAAUUAUAAU
This is a messenger RNA of Sinocyclocheilus grahami, 1838 nucleotides long. RefSeq names its product tRNA isopentenyltransferase 1 (gene trit1). Lineage: Eukaryota; Metazoa; Chordata; Actinopteri; Cypriniformes; Cyprinidae. Gene Ontology annotation, biological process: tRNA modification. Bases 40 to 1143 code for a protein of 367 amino acids. Gene Ontology annotation, molecular function: tRNA dimethylallyltransferase activity. The transcript is spliced from 9 exons. Gene Ontology annotation, cellular component: mitochondrion. The record is from RefSeq and is a predicted model, not a curated record.